This is a messenger RNA of Megalobrama amblycephala (Wuchang bream), 3538 nucleotides long. RefSeq names its product zinc-binding protein A33-like. Lineage: Eukaryota; Metazoa; Chordata; Actinopteri; Cypriniformes; Xenocyprididae. Bases 780 to 2105 code for a protein of 441 amino acids. The transcript has 6 exons. The record is from RefSeq and is a predicted model, not a curated record. Gene Ontology annotation, molecular function: zinc ion binding; protein binding.
AUAAAAGAGAACAUCCCAAUCGAAAGAAGGGAUUUGUGGAAACUGUGGUUCCUAAUUAUUGAGAUCCAACAUUUGCCUCACAUUUCAGGAUGAAAAGACAAACAUUUCAGGUGAAGGAUAAUCAAAUUCUUACCUCUGAAACUGUGUUAUGAUCUAUAUGACCUUAUUAUUUUUAUUGUGAGUAUUAGGCUUAUCAUUAUUGCUGAUCACCAUUGUUGUGUUAUGAUGUUGUAAUAUUUACCAUUAUAUAAUCAGAGGAGAAUAGAAAAGUUUAUGAAAGUGUCACCCCAAAAUACAAUAGCAAAAUAUAUAAUUAUGUAUAGUACUUUUAUGUUACAUUCAUACCCAUUGUGGGAGCCGUCUCUUUAAUACUGCAUGGUUUAUAUACAUGUUGUUGCUGAUUGGGCAGAAAUUUCUGACACACCCACCAAACAAGAGAAAACAUAUCUCAAACCCAUUGCACACCGUUGCACACCGUUUCCAGGAAUCAUGUGGUUCAACCCGGAAACCAUAGCAAAACAUUGCGCACCGGUUUGAGCUUGAACGUGCCCCAGGCAGAGACUGACUUGUUAUUUCUCCUUCCUGUCAUACUGACUUUGUCUCGACAAAAGCAUAAAAGAAUCGUCUAUCAUUGAAGAACAAAGAUAAAAACCUUUUAAGAAGGAUUUUUGAGAAGUUUGUUUCUGAACAGACAGCAGAUCUUUGUGGUUAUUCAUUUUUGAAAACAUCAUUCAGAAAGUGAAAGUAAAGUUUAGACUGCAGGAGCUCAAACAGUGAAAAUGGCUUCACUAUCUGAAGAUGAUCUUUCUUGUCCCGUGUGUCAUGAAAUCUUCAGUGUUCCUGUUAUUUUAUCAUGUAGUCACAGUUUCUGUAAAGAGUGUCUUCAACAGUUCUGGAGAACCAGGGAAGCUCAGGAGUGUCCUGUCUGCAGGAAAAGAUCAGCAAGAGAUCUUCCUCCAGUUAAUCUUGCGUUAAAGAACUUGUGUGAGUCGUUCCUGAAGGAGAGAAAUGAGAGGCGUUCAUCAGGAUCUGAGGAGAUCUGCAGUUUACACAGUGAGAAACUCAAACUCUUCUGUCUGGAGGACAAACAGCCUGUGUGUUUAGUGUGCAGAGAUUCAAAACAACACGACAAUCAUAAAUUCAGACCCAUCGGUGAAGUAGUUUCAUCAUAUAAGGAGGAUCUCAAUACAGCACUGAAGUCCUUACAAGAGAAACUUAAACACAAUAAAAAGAUUAAAGGAAAGUUUAAGAAAACAGUUCAACACAUCAAGUCUCAAGCUGAGCACACAGAGCGUCAGAUUAAACAGCAGUUUGAGAAGCUUCAUCAGUUUCUCAGAGAUGAAGAAGAAGCUACAAUCACUGCACUGAGGGAGGAAGAGGAGCAGAAGAAGCAGAUGAUGAAGGAGAAGCUGGAGGAGAUGAACAGACACAUCUCAGCUCUUUCACACACAAUCAAAGACAUGGAGGAGAUGAUGAAAGCCAGUGACGUCUGCUUUCUGAAGGAGUUUCCAGUCUCAAAGGAAAGAGUCCAGAGCUCACGUCUGGAUCCACAGAUGGCAUCUGGAGCUUUGAUUCAUGUGCCACGUUACUUGGGCAACCUGCCAUUCAGAGUCUGGAAGAAGAUGCAGGACAUCGUCCAAAACACUCCUGUCAUUCUGGAUCCAAACACGGCUCAUCCACGUCUCGUCCUGUCUGAUGAUCUGACCAGUGUGAGAAACAGCGAGAUCAAACAACCUCUUCCUGAUAAUCCAGAGAGAUUUGACUGUUGUGUCUGUGUUCUGGGUUCAGAGGGAUUUAACUCAGGAACACACUGCUGGGAUGUGGAGCUUAAAGAGAGUCCAGAGUGGGGUCUUGGAGUAACUACAGCAUCAAACCAGAGGAAGGGACGUGAUUUCUCUAAAACUGAUGUCUGGUGUGUGAAGCACAGUCAGUUUAAACAGAAGCUUGAUCGAGUGAGAGUGAAUCUGGACUAUGACAGAGGAACGGUGUCAUUCUCUGAUCCUGUAACUAACACACAUCUACGCAGAUUCACAACCACCUUCACUGAUACACUCUUUCCAGUCUUCAAUUUUUUUGGCUCUCUGAGGAUCUUUCCUGGCCAAUAGUCAGUAAUCAUCACUCCUGUAGGUCUGGUCUCUUUGAGUCAGACAAAACGCUCAUUAUGAACAUGUAAACAGGUAAACCAAACAGACAGUGCAAACGUGUGUUUGAAGUGUCCAACAGGCGAAGAGAACGCGCUCUUUCCUUAGUGUUCUCAAAAGUGCAUGUUGAAAGUGUGUGCUCACUCUUUAGGGCUUUGAGGCUGUUAUGUUUAUGGUUUAGGACAGCAUUAUCAUUAAACUCAACCAAAACAACAUGGAAUUAUCGAGGAUAAAUUUGGCAGAUGAUUAUAAUGGUUGAAUUAUAAUCCAGUAUAAUUAAUAUGAAAUAUGCAUAUGAAAAUGUAAAACCAUUAUUUAAAAUUGCCGUGGGGGGAUGACAGUGGAUAUACCUUCGAUCAAGGCCCAAACUUUGUAAGUUUGUAAGGAGCCAAUAAAAUACUACACCACAUGUAUAAUCAUCUUGGCUAUAUAUUACGGUGGCGUACUUGCCUCAUACAUUAUAUUUUUUUUCCACUCAAUUAUGUCGUUAAGACAUCUUUUCUCAUAAUAACGAGAUGUUAUGUCAUUAAAAUGACAUAUUUUGUAGGCAUAUAUGACGUGAACGUAUAGGCUACCGUUAUCUGAUCUAUAAUAGAGAAUUUAUCCUAGAUCAGUGCCUUUAUCACACUUCCGCACUCGAAAAGCAGAAGCAAAUAUAGUGUAAAAUACCUUUCGAUGCCUGUAUCGAUGGCAGUGCCCAUAGAGUAAUGAACACAAUAUUAUGGUUUUAUUGGCGUGAAGCCUAUGCAGUUUCUAAUAGCCUAAUAAAACACCAUUUCAUCAUUUAGUAUUACUUAUUUUCUGGAAAAUAACUCGCACCUGAUUAUGCCACAUGCACCAAGUCAGAAUUAAGUUUUUGAGAGAAAAAAAUUAUCAUUGUUGUUUCAGUCGCAUUUUAUUAUAGGCCUAUUCAAAAAUAAUGUAGCUAAAAUACCGGUAAACAGGCCUGGCUCUACAGAUACAAUAAUAAUGCUAUAUUGUCAUAGACCUAUUUAUGAAAAUAAAAAUGAUAAAUGAAAGUGGAGACAAUAGCCUACCUCAAAAAAGGUCUACAUUACUUUUCCAACAUUUGUGUCAUUACUCUUAAAAGUACCCUAAUGAAAAUUAUGUUUGCAGCUGUAAGUUUAUUGGCCUCGAUGAGUCUGAGACUCAAGGUCAGAGAAGAUUGUGUCUCAGACAGCAUUAAAUAAUUCAUGAAUAUUUGUAAAUAUUCGUGGCUCAAACAGCUGGAAAAAUUACUGUAGGUAUACUGCAGUUCUGUGGAUGUUUUACCUAGGCAAGGUUAUUAGCCUAUAGUUGACUAAAAAACUAUUCAAAACAUUUAUGCUAAUCAAAAUAAACCUGAAAUAUAAGAAAAUAUAGCCUAAAUAUUAGGUGAAAAUUAUAUUUUCAAUAUA